This is a messenger RNA of Maniola jurtina (meadow brown), 2594 nucleotides long. It is a transcript of the gene 5-HT2A, whose product is annotated as D(2) dopamine receptor A. The transcript has 10 exons. Gene Ontology annotation, cellular component: dendrite; membrane. Gene Ontology annotation, molecular function: serotonin binding; G protein-coupled serotonin receptor activity; neurotransmitter receptor activity. The coding region runs from base 480 to 2411 and encodes 643 amino acids. Gene Ontology annotation, biological process: serotonin receptor signaling pathway; G protein-coupled receptor signaling pathway, coupled to cyclic nucleotide second messenger; chemical synaptic transmission. The record is from RefSeq and is a predicted model, not a curated record. NCBI's taxonomy places the organism in Eukaryota, Metazoa, Arthropoda, Insecta, Lepidoptera, Nymphalidae.
UUGAGGACGCUGUUCGUAUGUCACUCGCGAACUCCGAGUUUUCCGAGCGGGGUUUCGAAUGCGUUCGAAUUUCAAAUGAUCUGUCAUCAUCAUCACAGAUAUAGUGAGAUAGUGAGAUUUUUUUGCGUGACUUGUAAUUUUUUUUUAGUAUACUUAAUUAUUUUAAUGGACUAUUAAAAUAUUAGUGUUUAUCUUUAAUUAAAUACAAUAUAAGUAGGUAAGUAAAAUUGAAUCAAAACUCACUAAAAAUAGUUAUCUAUUGAACGUAUCGUGUGAAAUCGAUGAAUUUUGUGGCACUAGAAAGCUGUACCCGUACAUAAUAACGGUGAAAAUUGCCGAUUCCGUAAAAGGGAUAAAGUGAAUGAACAAUAAAGCAAAACUUUUUAAGUUUGAUCAUGGAUUGCAAAAGCAAAUCGCAGAGCAACCGGCAGUUCACAACAAUGCAUCGACAGAGAGUUACCUAAUACCCUGAAAAUGGAAUGAACCAGCCGGAUAUGACGAAUUUCACUUAUCUACUAGACCCCACGCUAGAAGAUUUGAAAUGCCAAUUGAUCUCUGGCACCAGUUGUGCAAACGAAACUAUUGUCAACGGUCUUGAAUGUGUUCCGAAGAGCUACGGGAGUUCUAUAGAAUAUAGCUGUGAAUUGAAUUUGGAUAUUCAAAAUGAGACCUCCUACACCUGCCUCAAGUGCACGAAUAAUUCCUUGGAUCUGUUCGGCAACAACACUCUAUGCAACUCUCGACUCAAGCUGAAUAUGCUAGGAACGCUAUACGAGAGUGCCAUAAAGAACUUGUGGUUGAAGAUACCUGAUUUAAACAUUUGUGACUGGAACACGUUGUCAUGUUUCAAUGACUCAAACAGAACACUAUACAGUGAUGCUUUAAAUAGUUUUAAUAGUAAUUCUUUCAAUGAAACUUUUCAGUGUAAGUGGGACAUGAGGAAUGAGACGGAUAAUUUUAUAAGUGUGGAGUAUGAUUGGAGUUUUUUGUUCGUGAUAUUGUUCAUAGUGGCCGGUGGUGUUGGCAAUAUAUUGGUGUGUCUGGCCGUGUGCUUGGAUAAAAGAUUGCAGAAUGUGACGAAUUACUUCCUGCUGUCGUUGGCGAUCGCCGACUUGCUCGUCAGCUUGUUCGUGAUGCCAAUGGGAGCUAUUCCAGGAUUCUUAGGUUAUUGGCCGCUGGGCGUAGUGUGGUGCAACGUGUACGUGACAUGUGAUGUGCUCGCGUGCUCGGCGAGCAUUAUGCACAUGUGCUUCAUCAGUAUCGGCAGGUACCUGGGUAUCAGAAACCCUUUGAAGAGCCGCCAUCAUUCCACAAAACGGGUUGUCGUCAUCAAGAUAGCUCUGGUUUGGUUACUGAGCAUGUUCGUGUCCAGUUCUAUCACAGUUCUAGGUCUCAUCAACAGAACCAACAUAAUGCCGACACCAGAGCUGUGCGUGAUCAACAACCGCCUGUUCUGGGUGUUCGGCUCUCUGGUCGCGUUCUACAUUCCUAUGCUCAUGAUGGUGGUGUCGUUCGCGUUGACUGUGCAGCUGCUGAAGAGCCAGGCGAGGUUGGCCGCCACUCCAGUGCCCGGAGGGUCGCACAGGAGGCAAUGCGGCGGGUUCGACAACGGGCAGCAGUGCGUGAGAAGGCUGGGAGCGAGGAGUUCUCCCGACCUUUCACCAAGCACUACCGUGUCCAGACAGCUGACAUGGCGGGUCACCUCCACAUCCAGGCCGCAGCGCAAUAAAAUCGGCAUGAGCGUCUCCCAUCCACAACUAAGCUACAUGAAUGGUUGCGGCAACGGAACUGGCUCGGUUUGUGCCAGACGUGGCCGCGAUGUGGCCACUCAAACGCCACCCAGCAUAGCCGCUGAGACACGGAGAGCGAGGCUCAAGCCAUUGAAACUAUCACUGGCAGCUCCAAAUGCUUUGUCUUUGAGAUUUCUAGCCAACCGCAAGAAGGACAGGUCAAUGUCUGCUAACGCGGUGGCAAAUGAGCAGAAAGCCACUAAAGUCCUCGGUCUGGUCUUCUUCACCUUCGUGCUAUGCUGGGCGCCAUUCUUCCUCCUCAAUAUACUGUUUGCUUCAUGCCCUGCUUGUAUAGUGCCAGAACACGUGGUGGACAUUUGUCUCUGGCUGGGCUACGUGUCGUCCACCAUCAACCCGAUCAUCUACACAAUCUUCAACAGAACAUUCAGAGCAGCGUUCCUCAGACUCUUGAGAUGUCAUUGCAGCAGAAGGGGUCGUUGCACUCGCUAUAGAUCAGUCGGCUCGACUCGCGGCGCCUCCCAGCUUUGCGCGCGAUCUGCGUUGCCCCUCGCGAUAUCCUUGCGGCCUUCCGCUAUGCCCACCACUUCGCCGCUGGUGCAGGAAACUACAGAGACUGUGCUCAUGGAACCACAGUUGGGUGAUUUUAAAUUGCGCUAUUAAGAGGAGAUUCUUCGUAGCGCGCUUCAUACUAACGUAGUUUGGUUCUCAUAUGAAUUUUUUCGACACAUUCUCGAAAUUAAUAUCUGUAUUUGUUAUUUUCCUGAUUUAUAUAACGCCGCUGCGCAUGCAAAAUCCGCUAUGUAUUUUUUUAAAUUUUAGUUUUUUUUUAGGAUUUUGUUCAAU